AUGAACCUCAAGUUUACAGCUGUUACACCUGACGACUUAGACAUCGUGACUGAAUACGAAACAGCAUCUUAUCAUCCUGAAGAAGCUGCCAGUAGAGAACAAUUAGCGCGUCGUAUUCACUAUGCUGCUGAAUCAGGGCCUGAAUUAUUCACUGUGGCGCGUGAUAUGGAUCAGAACGGCAAAGUAGUGGGAUUUCUCUGUACCACACUCACGACGGCUGACUUGGUGACAGACGAGUCUAUGAGUCGUCAUGAACCUAACGGUAGAACUGUCUGUCUCCAUAGUGUCUGUGUCUCUCCUGACUACCGUAACCAAGGUAUUGCUACCAAACUGUUAGAAAACUGGAUUGAACAAUUAAAACAAGCCAACCAACAAGCCAAGAAAUACGACCGUGUUGUUCUUAUGAGUCGACCUAAUCUUCUUGGUCUUUAUGGUGGUGUUGGAUUUAAAGAAGUAGGUGUUAGUAAAGUUGUUCAUGGUCCUGAACCUUGGCAUGAUUGUGUUUUAGAACUUCAAUAA
This is a messenger RNA of Gilbertella persicaria, 519 nucleotides long. Its product is annotated as acyl-CoA N-acyltransferase. The transcript has a single exon. The record is from RefSeq and is a predicted model, not a curated record. The coding region runs from base 1 to 519 and encodes 172 amino acids. Gene Ontology annotation, molecular function: acyltransferase activity, transferring groups other than amino-acyl groups. Lineage: Eukaryota; Fungi; Mucoromycota; Mucoromycetes; Mucorales; Choanephoraceae.